Gasterosteus aculeatus aculeatus (three-spined stickleback) is the source of this 6170-nucleotide messenger RNA. RefSeq names its product kinase suppressor of ras 2 (gene ksr2). The record is from RefSeq and is a predicted model, not a curated record. Gene Ontology annotation, biological process: protein phosphorylation; calcium-mediated signaling; Ras protein signal transduction. Lineage: Eukaryota; Metazoa; Chordata; Actinopteri; Perciformes; Gasterosteidae. Gene Ontology annotation, molecular function: protein kinase activity; ATP binding. Gene Ontology annotation, cellular component: cytoplasm.
CCGCUGUUGCUGUGGAUUUGAUUGACGGGAAACAUGUCGGCGUGGUGGGAGCGAACCGGGAUGCAGCCGCUGCCAAGAGAGACGGGGAGUACCUGCAUCCGAUCCUCGCAUCAGCACCUCUAAAACCAGCACCCCCCCUCCGCCCCCUUCACCCCUCCUCCUCCCCCUCCUCCCUCGCGCCCCCCCCCUCCACCUAUACGUCCGCUUAUGAUGCGCUGAACUGCUUCUCUCUGUUUGCCCCCCCCCCCCACCCCCUCCUUCUUAAACUGGACCCAGUGGAAGCGGAGCGGCACCCGGUGGAUGCUGAGGCGGAGCGCGCAGUCCCGCUCGGCGCGUCUCCCCGCUGCGUUUGAUUUGGCCGCAGAAGCACCUUUGAUGAGGCGGCAGGAACUGCGAGGAUUUGUUGUCGCAAUGGAGUCGUCUCUGUCACGGCUCAAACCCCGUGUGUGAAAAGCUACAACAUCUUCUUCUUCUUCUUCUUCUUCCUCCCCCCCUUCCAUGGCGCUUCGCAGGUUGCCCUGUUCCGCGGGCUCCUCCGCCUUCCGUUUCUGAUUUUGUUGUUUAUUUAUUGUAUUUUUUUUUUUUGAAGUGCAAAGAGGAAACAACGACCACUGCACGCCAAAAACUAUGAACGAGGAGAUGACAAAAAGCGAGGAGCAGGAUCUUAGUUUGCAGAAAGCCUUGCAGCAGUGCGAGUUGGUGCAGAACAUGAUAGACAUAAGCAUUUCUAGUUUGGAGGGUUUACGGACCAAAUGUGCCACAUCCAACGACUUGACACAAAAAGAGAUACGAACGCUGGAGGGGAAGUUGGUGAAGUACUUCAGCCGCCAGCUGUCCUGCAAGUGCAAAGUGGCCUUAGAGGAGCGCAGCGUGGAGCUGGAGGACUUCCCCCGCCUCGGCCACUGGUUCCGCAUCGUCAACCUGAGGAAGGAGGUCACGCAGGAGAUGAGCCCGGGCGAGGUGACCCUGGAGGGCCUGCUGGACAAGAGCGAGGAGGAGGUGAGCGAGCAGCUGCAGAAGUUUGGCGCCAACGAAGAGGAGUGCGCCCGACUCAACGCCUCGCUCUCCUGCCUCAGGAAGGCCCACCAGCUCGAACAACUUGAGGAGGACGAAUUGCACAGUAAUGGAGGGAGCCAGGCGAAGCAGGACUGGUCCAUCCAGUGGCCCACCUCCGAGUCGGGCAAAGAAAACACUCCGGUGUGCCAGCCGGAGGCCAGUCAGUGGAUCCGGUUCCAGCUCUCCCAGAGCCCCAAAGUUCAGUCCAAGUACAACCAGCACAUGUGCCACAGCCCGCAGGCCCCGGCCCCCCCUUUGUACGCCGAGCGGCUGACCGUCGACAGCCCGGCGGCGGGGCUCUUCCCCCCCCUGGACUUCGGUCAUCGCUCCCUGCCGCCGUCGCCCCGCCAGAGGCAUUUUGGCCACACGCCUCCCCGGACUCCCUUGGUGGUGAACACGAUGACCCCGCCCGGCACUCCUCCCAUGAGGCGGAGGAACAAAGUGAAGGCCCCCGGCACGCCGCCUCCGCCCAGCCGAAAGCUCAUCCACCUGCUGCCGGGCUUCACCGCGCUGCACCGCAGCAAGUCCCACGAGUUCCAGCUGGGGAACCGAUUGGAUGACGCACAGACACCAAAAGCCAAGAAGAAGACCAAGCCCCUGAACCUUAAGAUCCACAGCAGCGUGGGCAGCUGUGAGAAUCUGCCCACGCAGCGCUCGCCCCUCCACUCCGAGCGCUCGCUGCGCUCCUUCUUCUUCCCGACCUUCAUCCCGUCCACGCCUCCGGUCCACGCCGAAACGCCCUCUGCAAACACUCUCUCAGUGCCUCGCUGGUCCCCACAGAUUCCCCGCAGAGAUCUGGGAAACUCAAUAAAACACAGGUUUUCCACAAAGUAUUGGAUGUCCCAGACAUGCACAGUAUGUGGGAAGGGAAUGCUGUUUGGACUGAAAUGUAAAAACUGCAAGCUGAAGUGCCACAACAAAUGCACCAAAGAAGCUCCACCUUGCCAUUUAUUGAUCAUCCAGCGAGGCGGACGGGAAUCCUUCAAAGAUCAACAAGGAACAACUCAAGUAGCUCGUCUGGUGCGGACCGAAUCGGUGCCAUGUGACAUCAACAACCCGCUCAGGUACUCAGACCUGCACAUCAGUCAGACGCUCCCCAAAACCAACAAAAUCAACAAGGAUCACAUCCCGGCUCCUUAUCAACCGGACUCCAGCAGCAACCCCUCCUCCACCACCUCCUCCACCCCGUCCUCCCCGGCUCCCCCUCUGCCCAGCAGUGCCACGCCCCCCUCGCCGCUGCAUCCCUCCCCGCAGUCGGCGCGGCAACAGAAGCAGUUCAACUUGACAGCCUCCAGUUAUUUCAAAUACAAACAGCAGUUCAUCUUUCCUGAUGUCGCUCCAGAGGCCCCUCCGAGCCGAGCGCCGCAGGUCAUCCUGCACCCGGUCCUCUCUGAACCAGGGAGCGAUGCAAACCCUCUACUUCAAAUCGAAGUUGAGCCUACAUCCGAUAACGAGGAGUGCAACGACGAGGACUCCGGCGACGAGUUCGAGGAGAUGAACCUGUCGCUCCUGUCGGCCCGAAACUUCCCGCGCAAGGCCAGCCAGACCAGCAUCUUCCUGCAGGAGUGGGACAUCCCCAUCGAGCAGCUGGAGAUCGGCGAGAUGAUCGGCAAGGGGCGCUUUGGCAAAGUUUUCCACGGACGCUGGCACGGCGAGGUGGCCAUCCGCCUGAUCGACAUCGAGCGCGACAACGAGGACCAGCUCAAGGCCUUCAAGCGGGAGGUCAUGGCCUACCGCAACACCCGCCACGAGAACGUGGUGCUGUUCAUGGGCGCCUGCAUGAGCCCGCCGCACCUGGCGAUCAUCACCAGCUUGUGCAAAGGGAGGACCCUUUAUUCUGUGGUGCGGGACGCCAAGGUUGUCCUGGACGUCAACAAGACCAGGCAGAUCGCGCAGGAGAUGGUCAAGGGGAUGGGCUACCUCCACGCUAAGGGGAUCUUACACAAAGACAUGAAGUCCAAGAACGUGUUUUAUGACAACGGCAAGAUCGUCAUCACCGACUUUGGACUCUUCACCAUAUCCGGGGUUCUGCAGGCUGGCAGCCGGAGAGAAGACAAGCUGCGGAUCCCCAAUGGCUGGCUGUGUCACCUGGCCCCCGAAAUAAUCCAGCAGCUCUCUCCGGACACCGAGGAGGACAAGCUCCCCUUCUCCAAACAGUCAGACGUCUUUGCAUUCGGCACCGUCUGGUACGAGUUACACGCACGCGAGUGGCCUUACAAGAGUCAGCCGGCGGAGGUGAUCAUAUGGCAGAUCGGCAGCGGGAUGAAGCCCAACCUGUCCCAAACGGGCAUGGGGAAGGAGAUAUCGGACAUCCUGCUCCUGUGCUGGGCGUACCAGCAGGAAGAGCGGCCCAGCUUCUCCAAGCUGGUCGAUUUGCUGGAAAAGUUGCCGAAACGGAAUCGUCGCCUUUCCCACCCGGGGCACUUCUGGAAGUCAGCUGAGUAUGUCAAAUGAGCUAUAGGGACACUAACAACUCAAAGAGGAAAUUAACAAGUAAAUAAACCGCCGCCAUAACCGACCUCCUCCUUAACGAAUGCACUGAAUCCAAAAGCCAGCCCAGUGAUGAAAACUGCCCGUGCUGUGUGUACUUAAUGGGACGUUGGCAUGUGUGUGUACGGACCGGCCGAGCUUCCCAAAGCAGUCGGGACUCAUAUUUUCUUUGUUUGUUUUCUUUGGAUAUUUUUCCCCUCUUAUCUUUCACUAUUGACUCGACCUUCACGAUCUUUCAUUUAUUUCCUGGAUGUACCUUGCUUGUAACUUACGACUGAUCGCAUCAUUCUGGACUUUAGAAGAAAAGAAAAAGCACGUGUUUGAGAACAAAUGUCAACCCCCCCCCUCUCCUUCAUGUCUUGCUUUUGCACAUUGUAUAUUUUCACAGCAUCGUCUUAUUUCCAUUCCUUAUGUCUGUCGACUGUGUAGAGCAUUCCGUCAGUUUUACCUCAUGGUCUCUCAUGUGUGGCUGUCUGUACAAAAAGCUUUAUUCAACCGUGAGAAAAAUGUCCUCUUAUUGACACUGCACCACUUGAAUGUGAAGAAGCCGGCGUCCCCGUUUGUGGGACGCGUCGGCAUCGUUCUUUGACGUCGAAAAGAGAGUUCUUUUCAACGUGUGCUUUCGAAUAUUGUCUGUGAACAUAAGCGAGUCGCUUGAACGAUGGCCUUUUGGGGGGGAGGGGGUGUGAAGGCGGGGGUGGGGGAGGGGUGUCACAACCAGGACACCCCUCCACCCGAUGCUGUUCUGUGAAAUCGCUGACACUGAAAUGUACGCCGUGAAACGCUGAGGAACCAAUUACCCUUCAGAAACGCUGUCACUGAGCCCCCAUUUACCAGGAACAAAUGUUGAAUAUUCCUUUUAAAUAGCUGCAGAUUAAUACAGAACACAAAAGAGACGGAUACUAAAUCUAAAACGAUUGUGUAGUCAUUCAUUUCAGUUAUUUUAUUCCGUCCCGUUGCUAAUGGGUCUGGGAAGGAUUUGGAUGCACACAAGUAAAUGAUGUGACUGUCGGACCACUAAAGAUGGAGUGAAUUCCAUCGAGUGUGUAACUAACCGUAGAAAGUCGAGAGUAACGAUGAAGGCAAAACUACUGACAACUCGGUUUAACAUUUAGCUCAAAUUCUAAGCUAUUGUUAGAGAUGAGGAAGAAGGGAAUUUGCUCAUUGAUUGAGUUUGCCUCCAUUAGCCACAUUAGUAUCGUUAAUUGGAGGAUUUGGCGAAUAACACCAUGUGCAUGUUGUAAAUUAGCCAAAGCUGUACGGUUGUAAAGAAAAAAACUGUUUGUUGAGUCGCAGCCCAAAAACCAGGCCGUGUCGUGCAGGCGAUGACGAUUAAUGAUCACCUGCCUCUUGGGGAAUCGAAAGAAAAUAAGAGAAGGUUGCAGCGACCGCACGGCGUAACUCAAAUCUGAUCAAGUGUUAAAUUCCACUUUUUUACGUAAUAUUUGAGCAAAAGCUGACUUUACCUCGCAUUAGCUUUUUUUAUUUAGAUUUUUUGCAUCUUCACCUUAAAUUGACAGAGGAAAAUGUAAAGAUGUGUGAGAGAAGAGUGUUAACACUGCCGAGAAACACUGACCCUUUUAGUAAGUAACUUAAAUCUUUCCCUUUAACAUUUUAGAAAAGACAUAUCAGAUGCCCCCCCCCCCCCCUCCCUCCCCCAGGCCACUUUUCUACUUCGCACUAUACAUCACAAUAUAUUUUAAUCGUGCGUUUUAAUGAAAUCGCGAAUCAGCCACGUGAUCCUGAAUCACUGGAGAUCCGGUGGAAAACAUGGAGACAAUCCAAUCAUGGUAAAUACACAUUUCCCACCUCAUCAUAUACACAUCUGCCCGUGUUGGAGAAUGCAUACAAACAAUCUGCUGCUGUUUUUUGGAGUCUGUCUGUCUAUUUUGGAAAUGCUGGGAUUCAAAUAUUGUAAGUGGAUCAUUUAUAUUUGUACUGUUUACAACUUUAAAGUGCAUGAGAAGGACGAUCAAAGAUUGAUUCUUGUUAUGAAAAAAAAAAUCCUUCUGCAAAAUAUAUAUAUAAAACGUUAUGUGAGCAUUUUUCUGAUGAACCGUUGUCUAUUGAGCAGUUUGAUCUCGAUACCUAAUGAAGUUUUACGUCAGGCUUUGCAGAACUUUUCAGCGGCUUUGUUUGGAUGAUUGUUUCAGGUAUUUAUGGAUCAUAUAAAAGAUUAGACUAGCAUUUAAAUAGUUGUGCACAUGCCAGACGACGACCUGACUGGACAACAAUCAAAGAUUUAACAUUAGUGCCAAGUGUACAUAAGAGAUUGUAGACUAUGUUUUAUCGUCACUUGCGAUAAUAUCAAUAUUCCUUGUGAAUUUGUGGACUUCUUUAUUUUGAAUGUACAAAUUGUGUUGUGUUUUUUCCGUUGUUUCUGUUUUCUGUUCAUUUGAAUUUCUUUUCCUCCAUUUCCUCCGAAUUGCAUAAGCAUUGAUGCUGUGUUGUUUCUUUUCCUUGAUUCCGUCCUUGUAUUGUAGACGUUAGCUCCAAAGAGCUUGUAUUUCAUGAUGCCUUAUGGUCCAUGGCUUCGUGAUGAGUAGAUUUUGAUUCACAGGCUCUUUUAUUUGCACUCAUCCUUUACAAAGUGUAUAACAAUAAAAAGAUGUUUUCAUUUUGGA